Messenger RNA from Arabis nemorensis, 363 nucleotides. The record is from the annotation of a GenBank genome assembly. NCBI's taxonomy places the organism in Eukaryota, Viridiplantae, Streptophyta, Magnoliopsida, Brassicales, Brassicaceae.
AUGUCUCAGCUUUUCGAGUCACCUUCUGGCGAAUCUUUCAUCGUUAACAGGUUUGUCGAGCGCAUAUACACAGACGAAAUCCCUGUGAUCAAGCUAAGGACGUUUGUGGUGUUUAGGCAAGAUCCUGAGCAAAGGAUCAGUUCUUACACUGAAGACAUUGGCGAUCUCUGCAUUUUCCUUGGCUGCAACGAGGCCUUCUGCGUCUCUGCAACCAAGUAUCCUGGACUUAAGCCGAAUUCCAUCUACUUUGCAAACUCUUACACAGGGUUCGGUUUCUACGACCUCUCCUCCAACACUCUCCACGAAUUCAUCAAUCCGCCCCCUUUCCCAUGUUGCUACGAUUGGUUGGCCCCUCUCCACUGA